This is a messenger RNA of Oreochromis aureus, 862 nucleotides long. RefSeq names its product thyroid hormone responsive (gene thrsp). The transcript has a single exon. Gene Ontology annotation, biological process: regulation of lipid biosynthetic process. The record is from RefSeq and is a predicted model, not a curated record. NCBI's taxonomy places the organism in Eukaryota, Metazoa, Chordata, Actinopteri, Cichliformes, Cichlidae. Bases 145 to 564 code for a protein of 139 amino acids. Gene Ontology annotation, cellular component: cytosol.
UCGGAUGAUGCAGUUACACAACUGCACUGUUCAACCCACCUUGGUUCAUCAUAUAAACUCACAUCUCACAGCACUGCAGUGCACACUGCUUCCACUUGUUUGCCACCACAGCAAGUAAACAGCCGGCCACAUCCAGCGGGAACCAUGCAGUCUGCCGAUGCCAAAUUCAAGAGAAACAGCCUGUUCCUGACUCUGAGACGAUACAGCUCAGCCGUCAGUGAAAUGGAGCAGACCAUUCUUCUGCCAAGCCUGCUGCGAGACAUGCCCUCAGACGAGGUUUGGGACUGUGAAGCUGCAGAAGAGACCUGCAAAGACCUGUACGGCAACUACUUGAUGCUCAAAGCCAUACGGACCACAGUGGAGAGCGGCCUAAUACCCCUGGACGAUCACAAGGCCAAAAACAACACUGCACUGAACAAGACCCUGGAGCCUCUCUUGGACACAGAUCCUGAAGUCCUCUUCCACUUCCACGUGAGAGGACUGUUUUCUGUGAUGAGUGACCUCACCAAGAAGACACAGACUCUCACUGAGAAAUACAUGGACAUUAUUGGGGUAGCAAAUUAGUCACAAAACCUAAGAUAUGUGGACAUCUGUUUUUAAGAGAGUCAUCUAAGACACCCAAACAUCGCAAAUGUCUGAAAUGUUUACAUUCAGUGACCCCAGACUUCUAACCUAAUGAAUAAGGAAUAAAUAUGCAUUGUCAAAAUUACUCAAUUGUGUCUCUUAAUUUGCUUUUGUAAUGAUCCCUUUUAUAUAAACAAACAGCACAAGAAAGAUAUGACUUUUUAAAGAAUAUAAGUUUCCUAAGCUUGUAAAGGAUUCAACUUUUUGUUUACACUAAUAAAGUCAGUCACAAAAUUGA